This is a messenger RNA of Jaminaea rosea, 1521 nucleotides long. Its product is annotated as putative RPT5-26S proteasome regulatory subunit. The coding region runs from base 64 to 1473 and encodes 469 amino acids. Gene Ontology annotation, molecular function: ATP hydrolysis activity; proteasome-activating activity; ATP binding. Lineage: Eukaryota; Fungi; Basidiomycota; Exobasidiomycetes; Microstromatales. The transcript is spliced from 3 exons. Gene Ontology annotation, biological process: proteasome-mediated ubiquitin-dependent protein catabolic process. Gene Ontology annotation, cellular component: proteasome regulatory particle, base subcomplex. The record is from RefSeq and is a predicted model, not a curated record.
CGCCUGGCAUACAUUCGCACCUUCGCACCAUCAUCACACUCUGCGUGUUGUACCCUCGUCCUCAUGUCCUCCGCAGAUCCAUCAUCAUCCGCCGCUCCAGGCGCGGGUGCACCACCACCACCAGCAGAUGGCGCUGCCGCACCUGCUCAGCCAGAACGCCCCGCUUCGCCUCAGAUUCCAGACGAUGUUCUCAACGCCCCCACAGACGAGAUCCUCACCCGUACACGACUCCUCGACAACGAUGUCAAGAUCAUGAAGUCUGAGAACAUGCGGCUCAGCCACGAGCAGGCAACUAUGAGGGAAAAGGUCAAAGAGAACGCAGAGAAGAUCAGACAGAACAAGAUUCUGCCCUUCCUCGUCGGCAACGUGGUAGAGAUCCUCGACAUUGACCCCGACGUCGACGAGGAUGCGCCAGAGAGUGGGGCAGCGCUCAGUAUUUCGCUGGCAAAACCGACUGAUGCGGCUGGCAGCAGUGGUACAGUCGGGGGAAAGGCAGGGAAGAAGGAGCCACGCUGCGCAGUCAUCAAGACAUCUACACGCCAAACCAUCUUCCUCCCCAUCAUCGGGCUCGUCGACCCUCACUCUUUGCGGCCCGCCGACCUUAUCGGCGUCAACAAGGAUUCAUAUCUGGUACUCGACAAGCUCCCCGCAGAGUACGACUCCCGCGUCAAGGCCAUGGAGGUCGACGAGAGACCGACGGAGACCUACAGCGAUAUUGGUGGGCUGGACAAGCAGGUCGAGGAGCUUGUAGAGGCAAUUGUGCUGCCUAUGCAGCAGGAGGAUCGAUUCAAAAACUUGGGCAUCAAGCCGCCUAAGGGAGCAUUGAUGUAUGGUCCGCCGGGUACGGGAAAGACUUUGCUGGCUAGAGCAUGCGCGGCUCAGACCAAGGCGUGUUACUUGAAGUUGGCAGGACCAUCCCUUGUGCAGAUGUUCAUUGGUGAUGGAGCAAAGCUUGUCAGGGAUGCAUUUGAGCUGGCGAAAGAGAAGGCUCCCGCUAUCAUCUUCAUCGAUGAGAUUGACGCCAUUGGUACUAAGCGUUUCGACUCGGACAAAUCGGGAGAUCGUGAAGUGCAAAGGACCAUGUUGGAGCUCCUCAACCAGCUGGACGGCUUCUCGUCCGACUCGCGAAUCAAGGUCAUCGCCGCGACCAACCGAAUCGACAUCCUCGACCCUGCCCUUCUCCGAUCAGGUCGUCUCGACCGCAAGAUCGAGUUCCCUCUGCCUGGGGAAAGCGCGCGUGCUCGAAUUAUGGAGAUCCAUUCGCGCAAGAUGGCGGUAGGCAGCAACGUCAACUUUGACGAGCUCGCUGCCAGUACAGAUGAGAUGAAUGGUGCGCAGCUGAAGGCAGUCUGUGUUGAGGCGGGAAUGAUUGCAUUGAGGGAAGGAGCGACGGUCCUUGAUCAUGAGCAUUACAUGGGGGGCAUUCUGGAGGUGCAGGCCAAGAAGGCUAACCCAUUGUUCUAUGUUGCGUAGAGGGAAGAGCAGAGGGAGAGGUGGCAAUGCAAUACACCAUGAUCAGAG